Molecule: messenger RNA, 1675 nt
Organism: Erigeron canadensis
Lineage: Eukaryota; Viridiplantae; Streptophyta; Magnoliopsida; Asterales; Asteraceae
Product: endoplasmic reticulum-Golgi intermediate compartment protein 3-like
Exons: 13
Coding region: 230-1381 (383 amino acids)
Cellular component (GO): endoplasmic reticulum; COPII-coated ER to Golgi transport vesicle
Source: RefSeq, a predicted model, not a curated record
UAAAUUUUUGUUUGACAAAUCUAAUUUAAGUCCAGAUUUGUUCAACAAACACCCCCAUCGUCUUUCACUCCCAGAUUUCUUCACCGGCUGCCGGCGGGCCAUCAAAACCCCCAAUUUCAAUCAAUCCCAUAAUAAUAAAUAUAGAUACAGAAAGUAUAUAUAUAUACAAAGAAAGGCGGAAACUUGAAUCAAUUUUCAAGAUUUUUAAGAUUCAGUAAAAUAGUGAAUUAUGGAAAGGGUGUUUAGUAAAGUUCGGAAUUUAGAUGCAUAUCCAAAAGUUAAUGAAGAUUUUUACAGCCGUACACUUUCUGGUGGUGUUAUUACUCUUGUUUCUUCCAUCGCCAUGUUUCUUCUUUUCUUUUCUGAAUUAGGAAUUUAUCUGCACACAGUUACCGAUUCAAAGCUUGUAGUCGACACUUCUAGAGGCGAAAAGCUACAUAUUAAUUUUGAUAUCACAUUUCCAGCUGUUUCAUGUACACUACUCAGUCUUGAUGCCAUGGAUAUCAGUGGCGAGCAACAUCUAGAUAUUAGACAUGAUAUAAUAAAGAAAAGAAUCGACUCUAGUGGAAAUGUUAUUGAAGAGAAAAAAGACGGGAUUGGUGGUCCUCAGAUUGAUAAGCCUUUACAAAGACAUGGUGGCAGACUUGAGCAUAAUGAAACGUAUUGUGGUUCAUGUUUUGGUGCAGAAGCGUCGGACGAUGAAUGCUGUAAUUCAUGUGAAGAGGUUCGUGAAGCAUAUCGAAGAAAAGGUUGGGGUUUGACUAAUCCGGAUUUGAUUGACCAGUGCAAACGAGAAGGUUUUGCCCAGAGGAUUAAAGAUGAAGAAGGGGAAGGAUGCAAUAUCUAUGGGUCUUUGGAGGUCAACAAAGUUGCCGGAAAUUUUCACUUCGUCAAAAGCUUUCAUCACGCAAGUAUAAACAUUCCUGAUUUGCUGGCUUUUCAAGAGGAUAGCUAUAAUAUAAGUCAUAAGAUUAAUAAGUUAUCUUUCGGAGAGCAUUAUCCGGGCAUCGUAAAUCCUCUUGAUGGGGUGCACUGGUUCCAGUCAACUCCAAAUGGAAUGUAUCAGUACUUCCUGAAGGUGGUACCAACCAUAUACACUAAUAUUAGAGGCUACACUAUUCAGUCAAAUCAGUUUUCCGUGACUGAACACUAUAAAAGCCCGGAAGUUGGCAGACGUUCUCUCCCUGGGGUGUUCUUCUUCUAUGACCUUUCUCCAAUUAAGGUGACAUUUGCAGAAACACACGCCUCAUUCCUACACUUCAUGACAAAUGUUUGUGCCAUUGUUGGAGGUAUCUUCACAGUUGCAGGGAUUGUAGAUUCGUUUAUUUAUCAUGGUCAUAAAGCUUUAAGGAAGAAAAUGGAAAUUGGAAAGUUGGGCUAAGUUUUCUACAUCAGCUGGUUGAUAUGAAGCAUGUUUGGGGCAAAUGCAGACGAGUCGUGGUCUUUUUGCAUUUCUAGUCAAAUUUUUAUUCUCGUCAAUAUAUUUGUAAUUUAGCGUUUUCUGACUAGUCGUCGGUAGUGCCCUGAACUCCAACAGGUUGUUGUGCUUGCUAAGUCAGAGAGUCGAACAGCAAUCAUUGACCUUGAUAUGUCAAGAGAAAAAAGAACAUGUAUCACCAACAAGUUUUUUUUGGAUCUAAGAUCCACUUUUAGAACCAUGGCAUUUGCAGCCUAA